UAAAAAGUAAAUUAUGAAGCGAAAUUAUAUCGUAAAAACAUGGCGCUGAGAUCAAUUAAUCUUAUAUGUAUGUCGUUCUAUGUGUUUUUACCAAAAUAGAUUUUUUGUUCAUUUUUUAACAAAACAUGCUUCGUUUAUUAACAAAUAUUAAUCUUAUAAUUAUGAUAUCAUUUAGAGUGACGCUUAAUCUAUGUAGUUAACUGUACACACAGCAGCACGUUAGGUUACCACAAUAUGUCAAAUUACAUAGUUUAUGUUGAGCUCUACUCUCAAUGUAUUAAGGUUUAAAAUCAAUUGUACUUUGACAGUUUCGUAGGUAUAACCUGACAUCGUGUUGACUGUACUGUACACUGACUAUCGUCCACAGGUCAGCAAAUUCCCGUGGCCGAGUCCCUCGGAGUCAUGAGCGCUCUAUCGGCGAUGCUGUCGCGAGUGUUUGAAUCGUCAAAGAAUUUAGACAACGUGGCCCUCCACCAUUUGAUAGACGCCCUCUGCAAGCUGUCCAAUGAAGCUAUGGAGCUCGCCUACUCUAACAGGGAGCCGUCGCUGUUCGCGGUGGCGAAACUACUAGAAACAGGUCUAGCGAACAUGCAUCGUAUAGAAGUCAUGUGGAGACCUAUCACUAAUCACCUGUUAGAGGUUUGUCAACACCCACACAUAAGGAUGAGAGAAUGGGGCGUGGAGGCUAUUACAUAUUUAGUACAGGCAGCUUUCCAGUACCAUCACAAUAACCCACAUUUGGUGACAGAGGUCUGUAUGAAUUAUGUAAUAUAGUUAUCGACAUGGAUUAGUUUAAAUAAGAAGCAUGUUUUAAAUUAAAUAUUUACCACUCCUGAAUUAGUAAUUUGUAAUUUUUAAUAAUUAGUUGACGUAUUUUCGUAACUUGAAUUCGUAGCGUCUAAAUAAAUACACUACUACAUGUAUUAAUCGUAGGCAUGCUCCUACAUCUACACUAUUUAUCGGAUAGUAAUGGUUUUAUUUCUUUAUAAAACGGAAAAGUAGGAAAGUCACAUAUCAGGGACAGGACAACCAAAAAUAAUAUUAAAGAGACUAUCUAUGUAAAGAAAUACAAGCUAUAUUAUAAAAUGAAAUGAAAAUAUCUUUAUUCAAGUAAGCUUGUUACAAGCACUUUUGAAUCGUCCAAAAUAGUUAUUUAAGAUACAAGUGCGGAAAGUAAGGUUUUCC
Diatraea saccharalis (sugarcane borer) is the source of this 1185-nucleotide messenger RNA. Lineage: Eukaryota; Metazoa; Arthropoda; Insecta; Lepidoptera; Crambidae. The record is from the annotation of a GenBank genome assembly.